This is a messenger RNA of Lacerta agilis (Sand lizard), 2403 nucleotides long. It is a transcript of the gene TIMCC, whose product is annotated as family with sequence similarity 136 member A. Bases 75 to 491 code for a protein of 138 amino acids. The transcript has 3 exons. NCBI's taxonomy places the organism in Eukaryota, Metazoa, Chordata, Lepidosauria, Squamata, Lacertidae. The record is from RefSeq and is a predicted model, not a curated record. Gene Ontology annotation, cellular component: cytoplasm.
AGUGCCCGGAGGGGCGGGGAGAGGGCUGGGCUGCCGCCGAGGCGACCUUCCUCCAUGCGGCGGGGCGAAGCGGCAUGGCCGAGGCUCAGCAGCUCCGCGUGCAGGAGGCCAUCGACGGCAUGGUGCAAGGGCUGGAGCGAGAGAACAUCCGGAAGAUGCAGGGAAUCAUGUUCCGGUGCAGCGCGACCUGCUGUGAGAACAACAAGGCCUCUAUGCAGCAAGUGCACCAGUGCAUUGAGCGUUGCCAUGCGCCCCUGGCUCAGGCGCAGGCCGUGGUCACUCAGGAGCUGGAGAGAUUUCAGGACCGGCUCGCCCGCUGCACGAUGCAUUGUAAUGACCAAGCCAAGGACUCCUUAGAUUCAGGGAGCAAAGAGAAGCAGAUCAAACUGCAGCUGGACAACUGCGUGACGAAGUGUGUGGACGACCACAUGCUCCUCAUCCCCAGCAUGACCAAAAAGAUGAAGGAGAACUUGGCCAGCAUUGCCCAGUAAACACUCUGGCUUUGCGGAGGAACGGGAAAGGGAGAUAAUCAAUUAAAAUUAAGAUGGGCACCAUUACCCUUUCUGGAAACGUAGAAAGCAAACAUAGGGUAUGUCCAGAAUGACUUUUUUAUGGUGUGACUAUAUACUCGUGGCCUCCUGAAGUGCUUGAGAAUUUAGGGUUUGGUUUGGGAGAAAGGCUGCAGAUUGUCAGGUUGUGUAAAAGGAAAAAAAAAAAAACGACAGGCUCCUUUGGCAUCAGUGAUGUGUGUGUCAAACCCUUUUGUUGUGGUUCUUCCCCACCUUGUAGCAAUGUUGGGUGUGGGGAGGGGAAUCCGGAAGGUGCGACAAAGGUAGCUCCGAAAUGUGCUACCUGGUGUCUCAACAAGACAAGAGCCACUGGCUGUGCAUCUCUUUCUUUCAGCUGCCUUACAAAUAUAGACGCGCAGAAGUUCCGUCUCUGUGGUCUCUUCAGAAGGAGAUGGUUUGCUUGGGGCAAACCUGCUUCUCUAUAGCGAUAUUACAUUUUUUGAAAUCGCAGUGCUGAAACCAAAUGGCCCCCAAAUAGGAAUUCCCCAAAGCUGAGUGGCUCCUUAUGCCUUCAACAGAAUCUAGAAUUAAUGCUUCUUCUCGACAUUACCACUUCAGACUCUAGCUAUAAGCUUGCUUGCGCAAAGGCUUCCAGUGUGGAAGAAGAGCAAAUUGGACCCAUGCAUAUGGGGAAGGUUGGGAGAAGUGUGUAGGCUCAAAUUUUCUCGUUGAAAUGCUAGUUUUUGGUGUGCAGGGGAGGUUCCACCGACCCAGUGAGGAAGCGGGCAUUAAUGACACCUCCCCACCAUGCAAAAUGCAGCCUGUAAAGCAAACCACUUGGAUUUUGCUGAUUAAAUCAGAAAUGUGGCUUUCAACGGAUUCUUAAACAGCUCUCUGUGUGUUUUUGUUUUUGCUGGGCACUGGAAUAACACAGCAACGUUUGUUUUCUGGUUUUUAUCUGAAACUCCUCAUUCUGAAAGUCAGCCCCAAACUGAACACUUAUAAAACUUGAUUCUUAAAUUAAAACCUUGUAUUGUUUCUCAGUUUCAUUUGAAGUCUAGGCAUUAAUGCGUGAGUCAUUUCCCAAGUUCAUUUCAGCCGGGGGUAAAUCCUUCGUUGGCCACAAAGCACCCACAGUCCUUCAACACAACUCCCUCCUCUCCUUCCCUGCACAAAGACAAUUGUGAAGAACAUUUUCCCAGUGGAACCUACUGUGGGAUCCCAACCCAAGCAAAAGAAUUAUUCCAUUCUUUUUUCAUUGGCAGCUAUUGACCUGUGUGCUGUAGAAGCAGUGAAUGUAUUGUGGUAAGGCAGGGGAAGCCAGUGUGAUACCCUUUGGAUGUUGUUGGACUAAAGUUCCCAUUAGCCCCUGCCGAAAGGGUGGUGGGAGUUGUAGUCCAAAACAUCUGAAAGGCAGGCUGCCACUGUACACUCCUGUGAGAUGUUACAAUAAGGCAUCUAGCAGACAAAGUUGUCCCUGGGAGGAAGUGGCCAUGGCUGCUUUUGCUAUCUUGUAAUCUUUAAAAUAACUUCAGGUAUAUGACUGUAAAGGUAUAUCAUGGUAAAGAGGAGGUAAGGUUAGGGGCAAACAGCUUUUUUGUGUCUUCCUCUAAGGGAUGCAGGGAGCUGUAGAUGGCUAGAGUGCUGUAAAAUUUGGAUGAAGCUUUGUUUAUGGAACAGCCUUUGAAGACUCAAGUGUCAUGUUCGGGUUUAUGCAUAACAAUUCUACUAAAAGAUGUCGGUGGGACAAGUAGAAUGUGACAUAUAACAGCCCCACCUGGCUCCUCAGCAAGCAAAACAAUAAAUAAUUCCUUCGUACCCUUGCAUUGAAAACAUACUUUUUUGUUUAAUGCAUUAUACGUGUGAUUAAAUUUAUGUGUAUUGAUCAACAGUA